Molecule: messenger RNA, 2237 nt
Organism: Jatropha curcas
Lineage: Eukaryota; Viridiplantae; Streptophyta; Magnoliopsida; Malpighiales; Euphorbiaceae
Product: cation/calcium exchanger 4
Biological process (GO): monoatomic cation transport; transmembrane transport
Cellular component (GO): membrane
Molecular function (GO): monoatomic cation transmembrane transporter activity
Source: RefSeq, a predicted model, not a curated record
UUCUCAACCUGCCAAUGUUCUCGCGUUUCCCUGUCUCAUUCUCCAUUGCUUGUUACAUCUUUUUCUAUAUUUCUCAUCAUAUUCGUUAUUAGUUUACGGUUUCUCUAUCGUCGAGGGCUUGAUUCUCUGCUCAAUAUGGCAGAGCCGAAUGGGUUUUAUAGAAUUAGGCUUUCCCAAUUUCGUGGGAUUUUCAAUAAAAUUUCUUUCUUGGUUUUGCUUUUUUUGUUGUAUAAUCAGUUUCUUGUGAAUUCGCCUUCGUCUCUUCCUCUACAAUGGGAGUUAAGUGGUCGGAGUAUUGCUGAAAUUAAUGGUACUAGUUCUCUCAAUGAUACCAGUAUUAUUCCCCACCAUGAUCCUAAAUUAUGUGCUGGGUUGUUGGAGCAUAAAGACUAUAGCAAUCAGUGUGAGUAUUUGAUUGCUCAUCCUGAGUGUACCUCAGGUGGAUUUUUCAAUUACAUUAGGUUUUUCUUUUGUGAUUGCAAGAAAUAUGCUUUUUUGGGUUAUAUAGUGAUGGGCACAUGGCUCCUUGCGCUGUUUUAUCUUUUGGGGAAUACUGCUGCCGAUUACUUUUGUUGUUCUUUGGAGAAGUUAUCAAAUUUGCUGAAAUUGCCACCAGCUGUCGCUGGUGUUACUUUGCUGCCAUUGGGAAAUGGGGCCCCUGAUGUGUUUGCUAGCAUUGCUGCUUUUGUUGGCAAGAAUGCUGGUGCAGUGGGUCUCAAUAGUGUCUUAGGGGGAGCUGUUUUUAUUACUUGUAUUGUUGUGGGUGUUGUUUCUCUUUGUGUAGCAGAGAGGAGGAUUCAGAUUGAUAGGGCAUGUUUUAUUAGAGAUAUAUGCUUCUUUAUGUUUACUCUUUUGUCACUCGGUACGUUGUUGAUUGUUGGUAACGUGUCCAUCGGGGGUGCAGUGGCAUUUGUCUCUAUCUAUGUCAUUUAUGCAUCUGCAGUUGCUGCAAAUGAGAUUUUUAGGAAACAUGCUUGGAGAUUGAGAUUGAAUGCUAUAAAGCCAUUGCUUCCUGUGAAAGGAAGUAUUUUUUCUCAUGAAAGUGAAGAGGAUGACUCUGUCAAUGCCUCACUGCUCGAGUCUGACUCUAAAGGUGAUGUGCCACAUCUCCAAAAUAAACUCCCCCAUUGGAUGUGGGCCUCAAAUGUGGCAAUUUAUUCAGAUGAGGUCAUGAAGGAGAGUCCAGAUGAUCCAAAAGACGUGUGGGGUUGGAAUGAGGAGGAAACAGUGAAUGGCUGGUGUUCUUGCUCCUUUUCUAAAUUGUUUUCCUUGCUGGAGAUGCCAUUGACACUCCUGAGAAGAUUGACAAUUCCUAUAGUGGAGGAGGAACGAUGGUCAAAAGGUUAUGCUGUCGCCAGUGCAACAUUAGCACCCAUACUUCUGGCGCUUUUAUGGAACACCAAAGAUAAUGUUAGCAUAUUGAAUCGAGAAAUUUCAUAUUUUCUUGGUGUUGCUUCCGGUUGUGUUUUUGGUGUUCUUGCAUAUCUCUAUACCAAAGCUGAUGAGCCACCCCGCAAAUUUAUAUUUCCAUGGGUUCUGGGGGGAUUUUUUAUGAGUAUUAUCUGGUUCUACAUUGUAGCUAAUGAACUCGUCGCUUUGCUCGUGGCAUAUGGUGUAAUAUUUGGAAUUAAUCCAUCACUCCUUGGAUUAACUGUGUUGGCAUGGGGAAACUCAAUGGGUGAUCUGAUGUCAAAUGUUGCAUUAGCAACGAAUGGUGGGGACAGCUUGCAAAUUGCAAUGUCUGGGUGCUAUGCGGGGCCCAUGUUCAACACACUUGUUGGAUUGGGACUCUCAAUGCUGCUUGGAGCCUGGUCUGAUAGACCUAGACCUUACAAAGUUCCUGAAGAUAGCAGUUUGUUUUAUACAAUGGGAUUUCUUAUGUUGGGCCUUAUUUGGUCCCUUGUUGUGUUGCCAAGGAAUGACAUGCGCCCUAACAAGAUAUUAGGAGUUGGUCUCAUAACAAUCUACUUAAUGUUUCUAAUUUUCAGAAUAAGCACAUUCUUGGGUGCUAUGUCAGGCUCAGGAUUGUAUUGAUUUUUGCAUUGUACCUUAGCCAGUUUUGAUAUUCUUUGACUCCUCAAGUACUAAAUUUUGAUCUUGUCCACUUCAUUCACUGUUUUCUAUUCGGUGAACAGUCUCUCUUAUCUUGUAUAGCAUUCAGUUAGAGUCAGGUGUCUGAGUCUCCAGACAAUAUUAUUGUAAACUGCCGUUUCAUAUUAAGAAAUAUGUUGACUCAA